UUAUUCAGAGCAAAAACAACGUAUUCAACUCUGGCACGGCCUUAGCUUCCAGUUCCACUUCCGUCUGAAUCUUCUGUCAGUUCUGAUCCCUUGACAGCGGCUCUCACCAAGAAUGAUAUGUCAUUGGGCAGUUGAGGUCAUGUGACAUUAGAAUUUGGCGGGGAAUACGCACGCCAUCUUGUUCGCUCUGAUUGUCAGCUUGAGUUCGCCACGAGGGAAAAUAAUUUUCACUUUUUGUCAUGUCUGGAUCGCCGAAAGAAAAUGAACCUUUCGACGACGCUGUCGAAGAAAGGAUUAUCAAUGAAGAAUACAAAAUCUGGAAAAAGAAUACACCGUUUUUGUACGAUUUGGUGAUGACCCAUGCACUGGAAUGGCCAAGCCUGACUGUACAAUGGCUACCUGACGUUACAAAGCCAGAAGGAAAAGAUUAUUCUGUACAUAGAAUCAUUCUUGGGACACACACGUCUGAUGAACAGAAUCACUUAGUGAUAGCAAGUGUUCAGGUUCCCAAUGAUGAUGCCCAGCUCGACACAAGCCACUAUGACAGUGAAAAAGGAGAGUUUGGAGGGUUUGGCUCAGUGAGUGGAAAAAUAGAAAUCGAAAUUAAGAUUAACCAUGAAGGUGAAGUUAACAGAGCUCGGUAUAUGCCACAAAAUCCAUGUAUGAUUGCAACAAAGACCCCAACAGCAGAUGUACUUGUUUUUGACUAUACCAAGCACCCUUCCAAGCCAGAUCCUAAUGGUGAAUGCCGUCCUGAUAUCCGACUCAAGGGUCACACUAAGGAAGGCUAUGGCUUGUCUUGGAAUCCAAAUCAGAAUGGCAAUCUUUUGAGUGCUUCAGAUGACUAUACUGUGUGUCUCUGGGAUAUCAGCAGCAUUGCAAAGGAAGCCAAAACACUGGAUGCAGCACGGAUAUUCACUGGGCACACAGCAGUUGUUGAGGUAUCUCAAUAUGUACUAUCUCCAGCUUAA
This is a messenger RNA of Orbicella faveolata, 971 nucleotides long. Its product is annotated as histone-binding protein RBBP7. Lineage: Eukaryota; Metazoa; Cnidaria; Anthozoa; Scleractinia; Merulinidae. Gene Ontology annotation, molecular function: protein binding. The record is from RefSeq and is a predicted model, not a curated record.